AUGUCAGUCCACAGAUAUGGCCUGACGGAGCUGCACUCCGGUAUUGGCAUCAACGGAGAACCGCCGAGAGCAAACAUUGUCUUCGUGCACGGCUUGAACGGUCAUCCUCAAGAGACUUGGAGCGCCAAAUAUGCCUCGGCCAGCAGCGAGCCCGCAGACAGACGUACCUCUGAUUCCGAGGCCUCGGUACACUCCCCAGCUCGCAAAGGCUCCGUGUUUAAUAAGUUCCUUAAACGUACCAAGACUGGGCAUCCGAUUGGCCUCGGUGAUCGCACUCUGUCCAUCGCACCCUCUGCAUACUCAAUGGACGACACAUCCGAUUCUAUAUCCCCUCGCCCUUCCCCCGGCGCGUCGCCUGGCGAGUCCAACGUCGAUCCUCUCACUAUGACCGCCGAACCGGAUGCGAUGACCGUUCUUAGCCCGACUGCGUCCAACAUCGCCAAUCUCAGUGCUCCUCCCGUCCACAAGAAGAAGGUGUUCUGGCCAAGGGAUCUGCUCCCCAAGGACCUACCUAAUGCGCGCAUCCUUACGUUUGGCUAUGAUGCAGAUUUGGUCAAGAUGAGCAGCACGGGGAAAAGCGCGAAAUUGAACUUCACGCAACACGCCCAUGACCUCUGCAUCACACUCAACAGGGAGCUGCAAGACGAUAUACCAGCUAUUCUCUGCUGUCACAGCCUGGGAGGUGUAUUGGCGAAGCGUGCUCUCUGGGAAUCUAAAACGGACAACAACCCGCUUCAGCAACGUCUCUGCAAGAAUACUAAGGUCGUUAUAUUCUUCGGAUCGCCUCACCGUGGGAGCUCCACAGCAGGCACGAAGAUAGUCUCGAUGGUGAAAUUGGAUGCUGCGCAACAUCUUGUCAGCAGCUUGAGGUUAGAUAGCGAAAUUCUAGACAACAUUCACAGCGACUUCAUGAAGUUAUUGGUGGAGGGAAGGUUCUGGAUUCAUACUUUCCAGGAGGGAAAGCCAAUCAACAACGUGCUCGGCAAGGUGGUUGAAGACUUUAGCUCGAAGAUCGACGAGACGACGCCGAUGCAAACACACGAAAACAUCGCCGCCAAUCAUCGAAAUAUGAUUCGCUAUCCGACAGCACAAGAUCCUGGCUACCGCAAGGUGAUCGGCGCGCUUCGUCAGUAUAUGAACAUGCUCGACAAAAAGCACGAUAUCGAGCGAAUGUCCAUUGCCAGUAGUUAUUCCGCGAAGGAGAUGCCUUUGAGGACAUAUUUUAGCGUGCCUUACGAACGUAAUGAGAAUUUUGUGGGCCGGGAGGAGACCCUUGAAGCGAUCAACAGGGUCCUCUCCACUGGUCCAAAGUAUACGCCAUUCAUUGCGCUUCAUGGCUUGGGUGGCAUCGGAAAGACGCAAGUCGCUAUCGAACUCGCCUACCGCUGGCAAUCAUUUUUUCCCAACCACAACAUUUUCUGGCUGAAUGCAGGAGCGGUAGACCGCCUCGGCGAAAGCUUGCAAUCAGUCCUGGACACGCUCGAGAUCCCGCACUCGGCUGAGACUAAUGUCCGGAACGUAGUCGAAGAGUGGCUGCGCAAUAGGUCGAACGGCCGUUGGCUCUUGAUUGUCGAUAAUGUCGACAACGAAGCGGUGCUUGACGAGAACAACGGCAAAGGCGCUUUCAAGAUGCUAUCCUGUAUUCCCAAGACAGAUCACGGCCAUGUUCUUUUCACCAGCCGAUACAAGAAAGUGGCCAUGAAGCUGGCGCCCGACACGGUUCGCAUCGACAACAUGCCGAAAUCCGAGGCCCUUGAGCUACUGAAAGUCUCCCUCCGCGAGCAGUAUGACAAAGACCAAAACGCAGAUGCGGAAAGGCUUCUCGAAGAGCUCUCAUACAUUCCACUUGCGAUUGCACAAGCUGCGGCUUACAUCAGGGAGAACGAGAACACCAUCGCAGACUACUUGGAGCUGUACACGGAAAGCGAAGACAACAAGAUGGAGCUCCUGGAGCAGUCCAUCGCGGAACUGGGUACAUCCGACCCGGAUGAGUCUGACGACCGUAAAAUGGUUCUGAAGACCUCUUGGAUGUCUUUCGAUCGGCUGAAGUCUGACGGCGCAGCAGGUCCGCUAGCGACGGAGCUUCUUAGCGUGCUCGCAUUCCUCGACCGCCAGGAGGUCCCUAUUUCGCUCCUCAAGAACUUCCGGCCCAAGGCUGGUAACCUAAAGCUGAAUAAUGCCUUGGGUAUGCUGAAAGCUUAUUCGCUGGUUACGGAGAACACGAAGACGAAGAAUUUGGCUAUUCAUCGCUUGGUGCAGCUGUCGAUGCGGAAGUGGCUCGAGCGGGAGAAUCAAGUUGAGAAAUACCGGGAGGGGGCACUCAUCCUGCUGAGCGAGAAUUUCCCAGACGGCUCGUUCAAGACGUGGAACGAGUGCAAGGCGCUCAUCGUCCACGCCGACGCGAUCCUGGAGCACACCCACGAUUCUGAGAAUCGUUCCGCGCGCGCGAAGCUCCUGCAAAACUGCGCCAACUUCCAAAACGGAAGAGGCCAGUAUGCUGCAGCAGAAACUAAGUUCGCGGAAGUCGUGAAGUUACGAACUGAGUUGGUCGGCGCCGACAACACAGAGACUUUACGAGCCCAAGAUCAGCUUGCGUGGACGCUGAGAAACCAGGCGAGGAAGGAAGAGGCCCUGGUUCUCGCGAAGCAAACCCUAGAGAAGAAAGUGCAGGUCUUCGGCAAGAAUAGUGCAGAAGCACUCACCACCUCCCAUAUCAUCGGCGCAGUAAUAGGUGACCAAGGGAAGCAUCAAGAAGCUGCCGUAGUCCAUCAAGCCAAUCUCGAUGCGCGGAAAGAGUUACUUGGUGCCGAACAUCUGGACACCCUCCGCUCAGCUGCCCACCUCUCACUCGAGCUCUGGGAGCUGGGUAAAUUCGUCGAAGCGGAGGAGCUCGCGCGGCGAACCCUUGCCUCCCGGCAACGUCUCCUGGGAGAAGAACACCCCGACACUCUGGAAAUUGCAGGGACACUAGGCUUCAUCCUAGAGAUUCAGGGCAAGUACCAGGAAGCCAAGGACCUCAAGCUCUCCAUGCUCAAGUUGCGCGAACGCAUCUAUGGCGAAGACCAUCCGGAUACGGCGGACAGCCUGCACGACGUCGGCUGGAUACUGCAUCAAAUGGGCGACUACGAAGGCGCAGAGCCAUACUACGAGCGGAGCCUGAAGGCGAAACUUCGACUACUAGGCGAAACGCAUCCCAAGACCCUAACGACCAUGUGCAACUACCCCGUCUUCUACUGCGAUAAGGGCGAAUACGACAAAGCGGAAGAGCGCUCACAACGCUUGAUCGCGGUCUUCAAACGCGUGCAGGGCGACAUGCAUCCACAGACGCUCGAUGCAACAGGCGGCCUGGCGGUCAUCCUCCGGCAUCAGGGCAAACUCGAAGAAGCAGCCAAGGCAGCCCGGACCAGCAUCGACGGGCGCAAUGUAAUCCUUGGACCCGACCAUCCCUGGACGCUUCCGCCGGUCAGUCACUGGGGUUACGUCCUCACGCUGCAAGGCGACCACGCGAAAGGCGAGGAAGUAAUCCGCACCGCGCUCUCCGGGCUCGAAAAAGCCAUGGGCCCGGAAUCUUCCAACGUGCUCACGUCCCUCGUCUUCCUAUCCAAGAACCUACUCCUCCAAGCACAAACCGCUGGCAGUCCCUCGCCCUCCGACCCGCGCCUUGAAGAAGCCGAGCAGCUCGCUCGGCGCGCGCUGGAGAGCAGGAAAAAGUUGCUCGGCGAGCAGCACCCAUACACGUAUAAGACUAUGCAUCAUCUGGCGAAGGUAGUGAUGGCAAGGGGAAGGUACGAGGAGGCGGUGGGGCUGAGUAAGAAGGCGCUGGGGGGAUUGUGCAGGACGUUGGGGAGUGAGCAUCCAGAUGUUAGUCUUUGUGAUGAGGAGUUGAGGGGUAUGGAGAGGAGGGUGGAGGAUAGCGGCGGGAAGGGGAGUGCCGGGGAGGGAGUGGAUGUGAUUGAUAUCUGA
Trematosphaeria pertusa is the source of this 3963-nucleotide messenger RNA. RefSeq names its product TPR-like protein. Gene Ontology annotation, molecular function: protein binding; ADP binding. The record is from RefSeq and is a predicted model, not a curated record. NCBI's taxonomy places the organism in Eukaryota, Fungi, Ascomycota, Dothideomycetes, Pleosporales, Trematosphaeriaceae. The transcript has 7 exons. The coding region runs from base 1 to 3963 and encodes 1320 amino acids.